Ricinus communis (castor bean) is the source of this 5494-nucleotide messenger RNA. Its product is annotated as pentatricopeptide repeat-containing protein At5g55840. The transcript is spliced from 5 exons. Gene Ontology annotation, molecular function: protein binding. NCBI's taxonomy places the organism in Eukaryota, Viridiplantae, Streptophyta, Magnoliopsida, Malpighiales, Euphorbiaceae. Bases 410 to 3931 code for a protein of 1173 amino acids. The record is from RefSeq and is a predicted model, not a curated record.
UUCAUCGAAUCCUACCAAUUAGUUUCUGAGAGCAGUUUGAGUUUGUUUUAUAUUUACCAAUUUGCAGCAAAGAGUGAGUGAUCGUUUGAUGAAAUCUGAAAAUAAAAAAUUAAAGAUUGAUCCGCAGCAAAAAAGUGAAAUUUGGAGAAGUAGUAAACUGAUAAUCCGAAAAUGCUAUAAGUAAAGCAAACGACAUAUGUUUCCCGCAUAAAAGUGUCGUUUAGCUUAACAAGCAGUGGUUUAAUUUUAAUUUUACGCUUUGUAGUUCACAACGGCUCAAAAGAUCGAAUUAGAGAGAAGCUAUUCUCCGCCAAAUUCAAAACCGGAUUAAGGACUUGCUCUCUUUUCAAUUGAGAGCAGGAAAUCUGAGAGAAGAAAAAAAUAAAAAAAAUAAAAAAGAGUGGCAGUGAUGAUAUUUUGUUCGGUUAAGCUUGUUGCAUCCCACCCAGUUGCUUGUUGUAUUUCCCGAAUGAGAAUUGGUAUUUGUCAGCUUUAUAUUGUUAUAACCAAACAGACAAAACCAACAAACAAACACUUCACUAACAGGAUGGUGCCCCCAUGUCUAACUUCUUCAAAAACCAAAACAAUCUCCCAGUUCCUCCAUCAAUUAUCAAAGUUUAAACCCUUUCCACUUUUGGGUUUCUCUGAUUAUUCCACACAGCGAUUGGCAAAUGAUCAUAAACUCACCCCAGAUACGGAGCAAAGCAUAUACACAAUGCUUACGAUAGACCGUUGGGAGUCACUGAACCACAUGGAAUAUAAGCUAGCUUCACUGAGGCCAGUCCAUGGGAGGUUAGCUUUGAAGUUCCUCAAUUGGGUCAUUCAACAACCUGGUUUGGAACUCCGUCACCUUACUCACAUGCUCUCCAUUACUACGCAUAUCCUUGUUAGAGCUAGACUGUAUGAGAAUGCCAAAUCAAUUUUGAAACAUCUCUCACAAAUGGGUGUUGGUUCAAAGUCAGUUUUUGGUGCAUUAAUGAACACUUACCCAUUAUGCAAGUCAAACCCAUCUGUAUUUGACCUCUUGAUUAGGGUUUAUUUGAGAGAAGGAAUGGUUGGUGAUGCUUUGGAGACAUUUCGUUUGAUGGGUAUUCGUGGAUUUAACCCUUCUGUUUAUACUUGUAAUAUGUUGCUGGGUAAACUGGUGAAGGAACGGAAAGUUGGGGCAGUUUGGUUGUUUUUCAAGGAAAUGCUUGCUAGAAGGGUUUGUCCUGAUGUUUCCACUUUUAAUAUAUUAAUCAAUGUUUUGUGUGUGGAAGGGAAGCUUAAGAAAGCUGGUUACCUCUUAAAAAAGAUGGAAGAGAGUGGUUAUGUGCCAUCUGUAGUCACUUAUAAUACUGUGCUCAAUUGGUAUUGCAAGAAGGGAAGGUAUAAGGCAGCUCUUGAGUUGAUUGAUCAAAUGGGGUCUAAGGGCAUUGAAGCAGAUGCAUGCACAUAUAACAUGCUUGUUGAUGAUUUGUGUAAAAACAAUAGGAGUGCAAAGGGUUAUUUACUCUUGAAAAAGAUGAGGAAGAGAAUGAUUUCUCCUAAUGAGAUUACUUAUAAUUCUAUUAUUAAUGGUUUUGUUAAGGAGGGAAAGAUUGGAGCUGCUACCCGGAUUUUUCAAGAGAUGUCUAUGCUUAACCUAUUGCCGAACUGUGUAACCUACAAUGCUUUGAUUGAUGGGCAUUGCCAUGAUGGUAAUUUUGAACAAGCUUUGACAAUUCUGGAAAUGAUGGAAGCAACAGGGCCAAAGCCUAAUGAAGUCAGUUACAGUGCUCUUUUAAAUGGUCUAUGCAGGCAUGCCAAAUUUGAAUUAUCCAAAAGUAUUCUUGAGAGAAUGAGGAUGAAUGGCAUGAUUGUUGGUUGUAUAGCAUACACAGCAAUGAUUGAUGGCUUAUGCAGAAAUGGAUUACUUAAUGAAUCUGUGAAAUUGCUUGAUAAGAUGCUCAAGGAUGGUGUAGUUCCUGAUGUUGUCACAUUUUCUGUGCUCAUAAAUGGAUUUUGCAGAGUGGGGAAAAUAAAAAAUGUGAAGGAAAUAAUAUGCAAAAUGUACAAAGCUGGUCUUGCCCCGAACAGUAUCAUUUAUACUACUUUGAUCUAUAAUUAUUGCAAAACAGGGGAUGUUGUUGAGGCAUUUAAAGUCUAUGUAGCUAUGAGUCGCAUUGGCUAUGAUGCAAACUGUUUUAUAUGUAAUGUGUUAGUGUCAUCUCUUUGUAAAGAUGGAAAGGUUGGAGUGGCAGAGUAUUUCUUCCAUCACAUGAGUAAGAUCGGCAAUGUUCCUAACUCCAUUACUUUUGAUUGUAUAAUAAAUGGUUAUGGGAAUUCAGGCAAUGGGUUAAAAGCAUUCUCCAUGUUUGACGAGAUGAUAAAAGCAGGUCAUCAUCCAAGUCAUUUCACAUAUGGUGGUCUACUUAAAGCACUAUGCAGGGCUGGAAAGUUCAAGGAGGCAAAGAGAUUAUUGGAUAAACUCCACUAUAUUCCUUCUGCUGUUGAUACUGUUACUUAUAAUACAAUUCUUGUGGAAACAUUUAAAUCGGGGAUGUUGACAGAUGCAGUGGCCCUUUUUGAUGAAAUGGUUCAACGUAAUGUGCUGCCCGAUAGUUAUACAUAUGCUAUAAUCUUUGCUGGAUUAAUUCGGAGGGGCAAAAUGGUUGCUGCUCUUCAUUUCUAUGGGAACCUGCUAGGAAAAGGAGCCGUCUCUCCAGAAAAGGUCAUGUACACUACUUUCGUUGAUGGUCUUUUCAGGGCUGGUCAAUCAAAGGCUGCUUUGUAUUUUUGUGAAGAUAUGGAGAAAAAUGGCCUAUGUGCUGAUCUUAUUGCAACUAAUGUAAUUUUAAACGGAUAUUCAAGGAUGGGAAAAAUGGCAAAAGCCGGUGAUAUCUUUACAAUGAUGUGGAGUGGUAUUACAAUAUCCCCUAGUUUGGCUACGUAUAAUAUACUCUUGCAUGGGUAUGCAAAGAAAAAGAAUUUGUCAAAAUGCUCUAACUUAUACAAUAUCAUGAUGAGGACAGGCAUUUUUCCUGACAAAUUGACUUGCCAUUCUCUGAUUCUUGGAUUUUGCAAAUCUGCUAUGUUGGAUGUUGGUCUAAAGCUACUUAAAAAGAUGCUACUGGAUGGAGUUGCAGUUGAUCAGUGUACAUUUAACAUGCUUAUCAUGAAGUAUUGUGAAACUGAUGAGGUGGGAAAAGCCUUUGAUUUGGUAAAUAUUAUGAAUUUGUUUGACAUUUUUCCUGAUAUGACUACCCACGACUCCAUAAUUAGUGUACUCAGCAGAGUCUCUACUGUUCAAGAAUCUCAUCUUCUAUUGCAUGAAAUGUUGGAGAGGGGUUGUAUUCCAGAUCGCAGACAAUAUAUUGCUUUAGUUAAUCGUAUGUGUAGAAUGGGCCAUAUUCAUGGAGCAUUCAAGCUAAAAGAUGAAAUGGAAGCGCUAGGUAUAAGUUCCGGGGAUGUUGCUGAGAGCGCUCUGGUAAGAGGGCUUGCCAAGUGUGGGAAGGUUGAAGAAGCAAAGCUGGUUCUUGAUUUUAUGCUUCGGAAGAGCCUCAUUCCAACUAUUGCUACUUUUACAACUCUAAUGCACAUGUUUUGCAGGAAUGAAAGCCUUGUGGAAGCUUUAAAGUUGAAGGACACUAUGGAUUUUUGUGAUGUGAAACUUGAUGUUAUCGCAUACAAUGUCCUGAUAUCAGGGCUUUGUGCUGAUGGUGAUGUUGCAUCUGCAUUAAAAUUGUACAAAGAGAUAAAACAAAGGGGCCUGUGGCCCAAUAUGACAACCUAUUGCAUUCUUAUAGAUGCCAUUUUCACAAAUGAUAUUAGUCUUGCCAAGGGUGAAGUACUUUUGAAGGAUUUGCAAGAGAGGGGAGUAAUAUCAGGGCACUGGUGUGGAGGCAUCAGACAGGGCUUGAUAAUUGCCAUGGAUAGGUUGAAGUCCAUGAAGGCAAACAGAAGGGGUUGAUGCCAAAAUCUAGCAGGGUAGCACAGUAAAUGACUUGGGAACAGAAAAUGUACCAUAUGUGAGAGGGCAGAGGAGGCUCAGAUGGACUUCUAUUGUAUAAUCAGUUGUAUUCGUGAACUGGUCAAAUGCCCUAUGAUAGAUUCCUUGGGAUCAUAACUCCUCUUUUAAAUUUUGGAAGGGCCUUACAUCAAAUGUUUGGCCAUUUAGACUGUACACAGCCUUCAGUGGGCUUUGGUAAUACCAACAUGAGGUUACAGCAGUUGGUAUUCUUUAUGUAAGUAUAAUAUAACCUUUAGAAUUUCUUAUCUUUCUUCUUAGUUAUACUUUUAUCUAGCAGGUACCUGUAUCAGCACCAGUGGCUGGAUGUUGCUGAUAAUACUUACCCUUAUGAAAUAGUUGAUGAGAUGAUGAGGUGGAAAGCUAUUCUCUUGUGGGAAAUGUGGGACUGUUGAAGUGAGGCAUAAUAUGAAGAGCAGUCUUCUUGCCAUUGUUGAUGUUCUUUUCCGCCUAAACAGCAACAAGUUGGUGAGCUUACAGGCAUGCAGAACAAAGAAGAAAGGACCAAUGCAAAUUUUUUUGCAUUGUCCAAUGUUGGUGUGUUUGGAGCAAAAACGUUUAGGAACCUGACCUCACUGCAUAUGGUGUGGGUGCCAUCUGGCACAUGCAGCAGAUCAAACAUCUAUUAUUAGACUGAGGAUAUUCUGAUGGGCACUGCCUCAUGGUCUGGCAAUCAUGUCUUUUCAAUCUGUGGUGACAAAGUAACCAAACUGUGAUUGCUUUGUCCCUAGUCAUAGUUUCGGGGAAAAGAAAAUUAUUUAAUCUAUUAUCCCUUGUUAUGACUUCAGGGGAACCAAAUCUCUAUGUAGAUGACAGCAUAAUGAAGGUGUAGGAGGAAGCAGCCAUUUGCUGAUCAACGAUAAGAGGUGGCCACUGAGGGAACCAAAUCAAAUGCCCAAUACUAUCCAUUUACUUCUUUUAUUAUUUUGGUACAAAAGAAACUUGAUGAUCUCUUUGGAGAUGAUAUGUACAAGCAUUGGAUGCUAUACGGGGUAUGACUCUGCCAUCUGAGUUCAGGUCUGGUAGUUCUAAGCUAUUGAGGGAUUGCUUAUACCUAUAUAGGUAUUAAACAUGGUUUGUAAUUGGGUUUGAGCCCUUGCUGUAGCAUAUAUACUGGUUGUUACUGGAAUUGAAUCUAGAUAUUCACAAAUAAAUUUGGUUUCCUUUGCCUUGUAAGAAUUCUCUGAUUAGAACUUUUGGUUUGUUGUGUGUGAUAUUUCUGGAUGGUUGCUUAAUUAUUUCCUCUCUUUACAAGAGUCAUUGUUGGAUCAUUGUGUAUGAAUAUCUGGGUUCAUAUUUUCAAAUCUUGUCAAUGGUAUUAAAGGUGUAUUAGCCAGAACAUACUGCAUGAUAUAGCACAAUUGACCUUAUGUAGCUUCAAGCAUGCUGAUGGGAACUCUUGUCUUGCUUUCCCAAACAGGAUACAGGUCGACCAUUGCCAAAAUUUGGUGAAUGGGAUGUUAAUGAUCCUGCUUCAGCUGAGGGAUUUACUGUGAUCUUCAACAA